AUGAAUUUAAAUGAACGAUUAAAAUAUUAUGAAAUUAUUGAAAUAAAUCGACGAAUUGAAAAACGAGGCAUUGUGGACAAUAAUAUUUCAUACAACAAACAACAACGAUUAACAUUUAGAGCUUUUAAUCGUUUUUUUGAUAUCUAUCUUACACCAAAGAAAGGCAUUCUUCAUACAAAUUUCAAAUGUCGUGAAAUAGAUGGUUACGGUUAUGAAAAGUUAUGUACGGUUAAUCCGGAUGAAUAUUUUGGUGGACAUUUACAUGGUGUUGCUAAUUCGAUUGUAGCAAUUAGUUACAGUGAUGAAGGCUCAUUAUUGGGUACCGUACAAAGUGAUGGUGAAAUUUACAUUUUUGAACCAGCAAAAAUUCAUUUUGAAACAGCUCAUCCAUGGCAGAUUUUAGCUUAUCGAAAUUCAGAUUUAAAAUUAAAUUUUGAACUGAAUAAUAGAUCAUUUUGUUCAUCAAUUUUAAUUGGCAAUUCAAAUAAUAUCACAUUUUCGCAAUCAAUGCGAUUUAAACGUUUAUCAGCAUUACCAACAACUAAAAAUCGAUGUUCUUUACGUGUUGUUGCGGAUUAUCGAUUUUUUCGAACAAUUGGAAAUGGUAGUCAAGCUUUCUCUGCUAGAUAUUUGAUAAAUGUGAUCGAUCGUAUUAACACAUUAUAUACAGUAACUGAUUGGGGUAUUGAUGAAGAUGGCAGACGAUUGAUUAAUAUGGGUUUUAUGAUAAAAGAAAUGAUAAUUCAUACAUCACCUACUGUUAAUCAACCAAAUCAUUAUAAUUCAAAUAUUAAUGAUAAACGAAAUGUUAAAGCUAUUCUUGAUAAUUUUUCACGAAAUCAAGGAUCCGAUAAAUAUUGCCUUGUUCAUUUGUUUACAGCACAAUCAUUCGAGAAUGGUGUCCUUGGCUUAGCAUAUAUCUCAUCACCUGAACUUGAUGCAGCUGGUGGAAUAUGCUCAAUACAGAAUAGAGAUGGAUUAGGUGUUGUUUAUUACAAUACUGCUCUCUCAAGCACAAAAGCUACCCAUGGUGUCACCGUGGUAUCACGUGAAGCAGAUAUUGUAACAGCUCACGAAUUAGGUCAUAACUGGGGUGCAACACAUGAUGAUUUAUCAGUGGAAUGUUCACCACCGUACAGUUUAGGUGGUUCCUAUAUUAUGAAUACUUUUUCCGUUUCCGGUUAUGAUGAGAAUAAUAAUCGUUUUUCGCCAUGUUCGCGACGUCUAAUUGGAAAAGUUUUAUCACGAAAAGCAAAUAUAUGUUUUGAACCUGAAAUGAAUGCAUUUUGUGGUAAUGGUAAAGUUGAAAAUGAUACAAAUGGUUUUGCAGAAGAAUGUGAUGUUGGUAGUUUACUAUCCGGAAUUACUGAUCAAUGUUGUACAUCAGAUUGUCGUUUUAAACCGAAUGCAAUUUGUUCACCAAAAAAUAGUCCAUGUUGUUCAAGUAAUUGUCAAUUUCUUCCAUCAACUCAUCUUUGUCUUCAUGAAAAUCGAUUUCAAUGCAAACUUUCUUCAUAUUGCACGGGCAAUUCAGGUGAAUGUCCAGAACCUGGUUUUGUACAAGAUGGUACACCAUGCAUUGAAGAUGGUGAAUGUUUGAAUGGUCAUUGUCUUACAUUUUGUGAAAAGCCAUCUGUCAACAAAAAACCGUGUAUGUGUAGUAGAGAAGCAGUUGCAUGCUUACGUUGUUGUCGUUCUGAAAAUGGUACAUGUGAACCAUAUAGUUAUGAUCCUAAAUAUAUUUUAAAAGAUGGUACUCGUUGUAUUCAUGGUACAUGCUUACGUGCUAUUUGUAUUAAAGAAGUUGCUGAUGUUAUUUCUCAUUUUUGGUCUAUCAUUGAAAAUAUUGAUGAAAAGAAUUUUUGGAAAUUUGUUGGUGACAAUUUGGUUGGUAUCAUUGCAGCUAUUGUUUUGAUUAUAUGGAUUCCUGCAAGUAUAAUUAUACAUAAAAUAGAUAAAGCACGUGAAAUUGCAGCAAUUAAUGAAAGUGAAAAUCGUAUUGAAAUUGUUGGAGAAAAAUCAAUUUACAAAUAUAUUAUUAAUUCAUAUUCUGAAGAAGAUGAUAUUGAUAGAAAUUCACGAUAUUAA
Messenger RNA from Brugia pahangi, 2088 nucleotides. NCBI's taxonomy places the organism in Eukaryota, Metazoa, Nematoda, Chromadorea, Rhabditida, Onchocercidae. The record is from the annotation of a GenBank genome assembly.